AUUCACAAACAAUACAGACGAGUUAUAGUACGCACGCCUUAAAAGAUAGUAAACAAUGAUAAAGCUAAUAGUAUUAUUGUUUGUGACGGUCAUUGUCUUUGCAAAUGCAAGACAUAUACAUCCCCAUGGAGACACCCAUGCGAGACACCACGACGUAGAAUUGUGCAAGGAUGGAACUGAAAAGGAUGGAGAAGCUGCGGAAAUCAGAGAAUAUGUGGAAGUAAUAGAGAAAAUUCCACGCAACGUGAAACCGAACCGCUUCGUGCCGCGGAAUGACCCGAUCUUUUUCAUGGGCCACAUGCCUUGUCCUGAGGAGGGCUUCAAGCGGGACUAUUUGGGGAUCUGCAGAGAAGUCUGGGACUAGUUAGAUCAAGAUCUCUUUACCUGCUUGCUCAUAGAAAAAACAUAAUGGCUGACUGAUGAAAACUCUGGACCCGGC
Molecule: messenger RNA, 439 nt
Organism: Leguminivora glycinivorella
Lineage: Eukaryota; Metazoa; Arthropoda; Insecta; Lepidoptera; Tortricidae
Exons: 2
Coding region: 56-364 (102 amino acids)
Source: RefSeq, a predicted model, not a curated record